AUGUUGUAUGUAGCCAAUGAAUGCCUUGAUCUACCCAUCACUGGAGGCGCGGAGGAUCUGGUUGAGACGAUUGGACACAUAUCGCUGCAGGUCGCAUCUCUCAUUGACGAGUAUAUCAAACUUCCCUUUGCUGUCCAUAGUUUGCGCGAUACAUUGUCCAACAAUAUGAAGGAGCGUGGGGGAUUGCUUCAAACGCGCUGCAGGAAUAUCACGGAGAAACUUGGAAGGCGGAUGAACAUCGAUGUCAACCUAAUCAAUGGCCUUCAUGCGUUGCGACUCGAAGGGACUCUAGCCUGGCUGAAUGCACCCGAUCCCUCCAAAAACUAUAACAAUGCGCGGCAGAGACAUGCAGAUGGCACGUGUACCUGGUUCCUUACCGGCAAGGAGUUUUCGGAAUGGAAGAAGAGCGCGAGAUCACUGCUGUGGGUACAUGGAAUCCCGGGAUGUGGGAAAACCAUAUUGUGCUCCUCCGCCAUCGAAGAUGUUUCGAAGCAUUGUGUUAACAAUCCGUUAUCCGCGGUGGCAUAUUAUUUCUUCGGCCCCGAAGAUGCACAAGAUGAUCUGCGGCGCUACAGCGAUCUACUUCGCUGCCUUAUCAAACAGCUUCUUCUCCAAUGCAACAUAAUUCCUCAUGGCCUAGAGCAGACAGUCGGUAGUGCGCAGCCAUCCGAAAAAUCUCUCCUGGAGGCCUUGGAGCUCCUUCUUGUCCAAUUCAAAGACGUAUAUGUGGUCCUUGAUUCUCUGGACGAAUGCACAGAGAGAGAAAGUGUUCUGGCCUGGCUACAGCGCAUUUUGCGCUGGGAAGCAUUCGAACACAAGAUACAUAUUCUGGUCUCGAGUCGGGAUGAGUUGGGUAUCCGACGAUCCCUCGAAUUGCUUCACGUCGUACAAGCGUGUAUACAAGGCAAGUCGGUCGACGAUGAUAUCCGGACCUACAUCGAUCGCACACUACAAACCGACCGUCACAUGCAGAGAUGGAAUGACACGACAAAGGAGGAAAUUCGAAAGCAUGUCUUGGAGAUUUCAAAAGGAAUGUUUCGAUUGGCCGCAUUACAACUAGAGGAACUACGAAGUUGCCACGAUAUCGAUGAACUGAAGCUGCGACUAGGCCAACUGCCGCGCAAACUAUACGAGACAUACGACCACAUUCUAUCGAAGCUCGAUCCAGUGCAUCGUCAAACAGCCUUGAGAGUUUUACAGUGGCUGGCCCUUUCCGCACGUCCGCCACGGCUCAUUGAAUUGCCCGAAUAUGUCGCUGUCGAUUUCGAAGCGAAGCCGUACCCUCGAUCUUGUGAAGAUAUGAGGUACAAUUUGGAAGAUAUUUUGGUCAUCUGCUCGAAUCUCAUUAUAGUCACUGUUGAAGGGAAUGUCCAGCUGGUUCACCCCUCCGUCAAGGAUUAUAUCCUUACUUCGACCUCCUUACAAAACUUUGGAUUCACCACGAACGAAAAAUCAUCUCACUCGUUGAUCGCUCAGACGUGUCUCGCCUAUCUUCUCCAGUUCGAGACCACAGGAAUUCUGACUGAAGAUACGCUUGAUAAUUUCCCACUUGCACAAUACGCUGCCAAUUAUUGGGUUUCCCAUGCUCAUGCUGGAACCGGUGAUGGUCGCACCGAUCCCUUGAACACUUUGACCUACACGCUCUUUACUGGAAACGAUGCCCCGUUCGUUGCCUGGGUUCGGCUCAACGACCUUGAUCGUCCUGGAUCUAAACGUGAUAUGAAAAGGGUGCCGAUUGGGUCCCGCCUUUACUAUGCGUGCUUGGCUGGGCUACAGGACUUAUCAUCAGCUCUGUUGGACGCAGGGGAAGAUCCAAAUGCGAAGGGAUUUGACGACUGCAUCGUGUUGCAGGUAGCGGCACGGAGCGGUCAAUCUCGGGCUGUGCAGCAUCUGCUCGAGAAAGGUGCUGUGAUAAACGCACCGUUCGGAGGACAGCAUGGCAGCGCACUUCGGGCAGCAUCGUCCGAAGGAUUUGGAGACAUAGUUCGAUUGCUUCUUGAGAAGGGUGCAGAAGUGAAUGCCGAAAGCGAAAGAUACGGCACGGCACUGCAGGCGGCGGCAUUGGAAGGACAUGGAGAGAUUGUGAAGCUUCUGUUAGAGAACGGAGCAGAGGUGAACAUGCCGCAGGAGCCGUGCGGCAGUGCACUGCAGGCGGCAGCAUCCAGAGGUCAUGAGUCAAUCGUUCAACUGUUGCUCGUAAAGGGUGCGGAGGUCAACAAGCAAAGCCAAGAAUAUGGUGACGCACUGCAAGCUGCAUCGACGGGCGGCCACGAACACAUUGUACGGCUACUGCUCGAGAAUGGCGCAGACGUCGAUGCCAGAGGAAUGGGUCCAUAUCAAAGUGCGCUCCAGGCAGCAUCCAAGGGGAAUAAUCAAGCGAUCGUGGAGCUGCUAUUAGAGAAAGGCGCGGAUCCCGUGGACGAUAAUGCCGAGGGUACUCACCGAUCCGCGUUUCCGACUCUGACUAUGAUGAUCUGUAACCAAGUGUUCCUUGUCGAAUGAUAACGCUGUGAACAGGAGCAGGACGCACCCUUGGACUUUCAAUUCAACACUCCAUUUGGAACUU
Molecule: messenger RNA, 2566 nt
Organism: Heterobasidion irregulare TC 32-1
Lineage: Eukaryota; Fungi; Basidiomycota; Agaricomycetes; Russulales; Bondarzewiaceae
Exons: 8
Coding region: 1-2502 (833 amino acids)
Molecular function (GO): protein binding
Source: RefSeq, a predicted model, not a curated record